Dictyostelium purpureum is the source of this 1170-nucleotide messenger RNA. RefSeq lists its product as uncharacterized. The record is from RefSeq and is a predicted model, not a curated record. NCBI's taxonomy places the organism in Eukaryota, Evosea, Eumycetozoa, Dictyosteliales, Dictyosteliaceae. The coding region runs from base 1 to 1170 and encodes 389 amino acids. The transcript has 2 exons.
AUGAAUAUAGCAAAUUCAAUUAUUUCGCAAAUCAAUACAAACAAUUAUACUGUUUUUAUUAUAUUGUUUUUUUUUAUUAUUUUAUCCCUUAACUAUAUUAUUGAAUUUUAUAAAUAUAAUUAUUCUAAUAAAAAAAGACCCACUUCUAAAAAUAACAAUAAUAAUAAUAAUAAUAAUAAUAAUAAUAAUAAUAAUAAUAAUAAUAAUAAUAAUAAUAAUAAUAAUAAUAAUAAUAAUAAUAAUAAUAACUCCUCUGAUGAAGCCAAUGAAGAUAAAGGUGAUAAAAAUAAAAAUAAUAAUGAUGUAAACAAUAAUAAUAAUAACAAUAGCAAUAAAAAUAAUAAUAAUAAUAAUAAAAACUCCUCUGAUGAAGCAAAUGAGGAUAAAGGUGAUAAAAAUAAAAAUAAUAAUGAUGUAAACAAUAAUAAUAACAAUAGCAAUAAAAAUAAUAAUAAUAAUAAUAAUAAUAAAAACUCCUCUGGUGAAGCAAAUGAAGAUAAAGAUAAAGAUGAAGGUAGUAACAAUAAUAGUAACAAUAAUAAAAAUAAAAAUAAUAAUAAUAAUAAUAAUGGCAACUACGAUAAUAUUUUAAUUAUCACACAUAUUGAAGAGGACGAAAAUGGUAAAUUUAUUUAUAAAACUACUGUAGAUAACAGUGCAUUUGAAAAAUGGGUUGAAAGUCUCACUUUAAAUGGCAUAAUAGAUUUAAGAGGCAUUAGAGAAUUAGUUGUAGAUAUAUCUCUCUUGUGGUGUACAACAGAUCAAAUCUUUGAAAGAAUAAAAGAAAAACAUCUUUUUACUAGUGAUAUUGUUGUUGAUUGGAAAUUGCUUAAUCCCAAAAGAUUUAAAGUUAAUACUGAUGCAUUUAUAAAAGUUAGAGACUUUUUAAAUAACAAACAAAUAAUUUAUGGAGAAGAGACAUCGUCCGACUCUGAUUUAGAUUAUAAUCCAUUUUUUUUUGUACCUAGCGAUGAGGAAAAUUCUGAUAGCGAAGAGGAAUAUUCUGAAAGCGAAGAGGAAUUUUCUGAAGAAGAAGAAGAAGAAGAAGAGGAAUAUUCUGAAGGCGAAGAGGAGUUUUCUGAAGGCGAAGAGGAAUAUUCUGAAAGCGAAGAUAUUCCAUCUGAAGAAGAAGAAAAUAGAAUAAUUAGAACAAUUCAAAGUUUAAACUAA